Molecule: messenger RNA, 336 nt
Organism: Macaca mulatta (Rhesus monkey)
Lineage: Eukaryota; Metazoa; Chordata; Mammalia; Primates; Cercopithecidae
Source: RefSeq, a predicted model, not a curated record
GAGGGAAGGAAAAAAACCUAUGGUGACCGUGAAGGCCCUGAUGCCAUGUAUGUCAAAUUGAUAUCGUCUGUUGGUCACAAAGUUAUUGUAAAAAGAGAAUAUGCAGUAACAUCAAUAACAAUAAAGGCUAUGUUGAGUGACCCAGGUCAGUUUGCUGAAAAUGAAAUCAAUGAGGUCGGUUUUAGAGAAAUCUCUUCACAAGUGCUAUCAAAAGUAUGCAUGUAUUUUACAUACAAGGUUCACUACACUAACAGCCCCACAGAGAUUCUCAGAUUCGCAACUGCACCUCAGAUUGCACCAGAAUUGCUGAUGACUGUAAACUUCCUAGAUUGUUAA